Molecule: messenger RNA, 1226 nt
Organism: Patiria miniata (bat star)
Lineage: Eukaryota; Metazoa; Echinodermata; Asteroidea; Valvatida; Asterinidae
Product: protein pinocchio-like
Exons: 3
Coding region: 217-507 (96 amino acids)
Source: RefSeq, a predicted model, not a curated record
CACGUCUCUUGAGGGCGCUAUAACUUAACCUUGUCAACAACAAGAUCCAGGAAGUGAUCGGUCCGGUCGUCUCAUCAAGUCGAUCUCUCGAGAAACAUUAAUUAUUUCUCUCCUUUUUGUGUACAAAAUUGACUUGGUCAUUGAUAUGCAGCUUAGCUCGACAUAGAUGGCGCUAGCAUAGAUUUGGAGAAAGUGAUAGAUAGCUCUACCAAAAAAAUGUGGAAUAAAUGCAUUAGCUGCAAUGCUACUUGGUCUGAUGGCCAAUUUACACCUGGGUGUCAGGAAUGUGGCGGCUACGCCUUGAGUCGGCCUUGUCCUAUUUGCAGUGGCAGGUGCCAGGCUGUAUGGAACAGAGACACCUAUAUGAGUAACAAGAUGAAGUCACCUUUUUGGAACGGUGAUUGCCGACUUCCGGAGCCUGAGAAGCAGACCUACCUUGUCAGGACAUUUGUUGAGAACACUGAAGACGCUCUGGUGGAUGCAAUGAACGAUUUGUGUGGAAGCUGAGAAGAUGAUACAACAAAAGAUUACAAUAGGGACGAUGUGGUCCUAGAGGUUUAAUUUGCAAGACCAGUAAUAUUUUUAUCCUUUCACUGAACUGCAGCAAGUCAGCACAUCACCAGACAACAGGAGAGGAAAGGAGCACAUGAAAGACCUCUAGGUGUCCCUCUAGACCUUGGUAAUUGAGGAUAUAGGUCAAAUUUUUGAUAAUAACAUGAAUCUUAUCUGGGUCUUCUGAAGCAACCAUUUCUCAACUUUUCUGACGAGCUUUGAGAUCAAGAUGUGCCUUUAAAGGGCCUAUGCAAUGUCAUUUUCUUUAAUGCAAUGUCGUUUUCUUUAAUGCAAUCCUUGGAAAUGCACCUUUGUGUCCCUUUGUGUCGCUAUUUUCAAGUUUUGUUUUCCAUUGUCUUCCAUUUCAAGGAUAUUUUGGUGCCGCCUUUGUUUUUAUGCUCAUGGAAAUUUUCAUACUGGACCGGGACAUCAGGGCCGAGAUCACUGGGAGGGCUCAGCUGCCAAAGGGCCUCGACUUGAUUGAUUGAUUGAUUGAUUGAUUGAAAUUUUCAUAUUUUCUUGAGCAAACUAUAAUUUCAGCACCAAAAGAAUUUUCGGAUAAUUCGCUGUCAUAAAUUUUCUUGUUUUUGGGGAGUAAUUCGUUGUGUCAGUAAAUGGCAGUAGCCGGUGAGCAAACUUUUCUCGCAAAUAUUUUCAAUCAUUUUUUGGGGGGG